Messenger RNA from Fusarium pseudograminearum CS3096, 135 nucleotides. RefSeq lists its product as uncharacterized. Bases 1 to 135 code for a protein of 44 amino acids. The transcript is spliced from 2 exons. NCBI's taxonomy places the organism in Eukaryota, Fungi, Ascomycota, Sordariomycetes, Hypocreales, Nectriaceae. The record is from RefSeq and is a predicted model, not a curated record.
AUGACGGAUGCCGAUCUCUCCAACGGUCCGUUUCCAUUUAUUCUCCUACAACUUCAUCAUGAUGAAAUGUGGAAAUAUUGGAUUUGCCAAUCAUGGUUCAGAUACAACAAGAUCGACAUUCCAAUUACCAAAUAA